Messenger RNA from Botrytis byssoidea, 3396 nucleotides. RefSeq lists its product as uncharacterized. The record is from RefSeq and is a predicted model, not a curated record. The transcript has 5 exons. Bases 1 to 3396 code for a protein of 1131 amino acids. NCBI's taxonomy places the organism in Eukaryota, Fungi, Ascomycota, Leotiomycetes, Helotiales, Sclerotiniaceae. Gene Ontology annotation, molecular function: protein binding.
AUGGACGGCCUCAGUACUGCUGCCAGCGUUAUUGCGGUGGUGCAACUGGCGCAGGCUGUUGGUGGGGCUUUAAUGGAAUACUACGAAGGAAUCAAAAGUGCUCGCGACGACGUACAACGGCUUUAUCAUUCGAUCAAGAAUCUCGAAAGUGUACUAAAGUCUAUUGACGAUCUGCCACCUACCCUUUCGAUCAACAUCCAAACUCUCUUGGAAAACAAAACGGGAACUUUGUCGCUUUGUAAGAAUGAGCUUGAUGGCAUCAAGAAAGAACUCGAUACCUUUCCAAAACAGCAAGAUCGGAUCGGAAAGCUGAAAUCUUUGAUAUGGCCGUUCAAGAAGAAGGAUGUGGAUAAACAUGUGGAUUUUAUUGAUAAGCAUAAACAUGACUUGAUGUUAGCGUUUGGGGUUGAGAAUUUGCAUAUUUCCAUGCGCGACCAUGACAUCUUGGAGGAUAUUCGAUGCGAAAUAAGAGCCAUACAGAGAGACAAAGAGCGAGGCCAAAUAAUUGAAUGGCUUGCAAAGUCGCUCCCUGAUUCAUCUACAGAGCAUAACAUCGCCCGAGAAAAGUUCCAAGAGGGUACGGGAUCUUGGCUAAUAGACGGAAAUCAUCUCAAAAUCUGGUCGAGAUCUGAAAAUUCGUUCUUAUGGCUCAAUGGAGGCGCGGGGGCGGGGAAAUCGAUUCUAUGUUCUACUGUUAUUGAUCAUAUUCAAAAACUCUGCAAACAAGAGAUAAAUGUUGUUGUCACAUACUGGUAUAUCAAAUUCGACAACUUGACUACACAGAGCGUUUCCAAUAUAAUUCGUUCUUGGAUUAGAGACAUUUGUAGUAAUCGUCGAGAUACGCCGCAAACUUUGAAAGAUGCAUAUACACGUUGCAAUCAUGGCCAGCAGCAACCGACCAUCAAACAAUUGAUGGAAAUUCUCAAGUCUGUUGUGUCCGGCCUUCAAGAUGUUUAUUUGGUUGUGGAUGCUCUGGAUGAGUACCCCAAGACAGAACGGGAUUUGUUACUGGAGACUCUCAAGGAUAUUCAUCAGUGGAAAAUUGAUUCAAUACACAUUUUUGUCACAAGUAGAGCAGAGGAUGAUAUCCGUUUUCAUCUAGAUAAAAUGAGGGAGCGAGAUGUUUCGGACAGCUGCCAAAGCAUCAAAGUUCAAGAUCCAAACAUUACCGAAGACAUCAAGAAAUUUCUCAAUGAAAACAUUAGUAGCUUCCGACGAACAAUGUGGAGUUCUGACUUCAAGGAUGAAGUUGUGGAAUCCGUCGCGCGACAAGCUGAUGGUAUGUUCAGAUUGGCAGCACUUCAAUUGGAUUCAUUGAAACGGCACAGGACUGUGUCGGCAAUAAGAAAGGGACUGAAUCAACUUCCAAGCUCUCUGGAUAUAUUUUACGAAAGGGCACUGAAUGAUAUACCCGAGGAAGAUCAGUGCUAUGUCAAAAUAGCCUUACAAUGGAUUACUUACACUGCGCGCCCGUUGACGGUAUUAGAGCUCUCAGAAGCAGUUGUAGUCCAGAUUGGGUCUCCUCCUUAUCUGAGAGAAGACGAUAGAUUGAGCUGCGAGGGUGAAAAUUUUACUCUUCUUGAUAUUAUUCCAUCAACAUUUGUUACGGUCUAUAAUAAGGAUCGGGACUACACUUCCGCAAUAUGGGACACAAAUCCGCACAUUCGAUUUACCCACUAUUCCGUCCAGGAGUUCUUACAAUCAAGCCGUAUGUCUGAUGGACCCGUCAAUGAAUAUCAUAUACGAGAGUUAGAUGCUCAUAUAUCGAUUGCAGCGCGGUCUAUAGCAUACUUACUUCAUGUUGGUUUGAUGUUGAAUUAUCCACAUCCCGAAGUAGAUGACAUACAUCAAAGAUUCCCUUUGAUCUAUCACGCAGCUCUCUGCUGGACCUAUUACAUUCAGCGCCUUGAGUUCCAAGGUAGUGAGCAUGAUAAUCUCGUGGACCAUCUUCGUAAGUUGGUAUUGUUGUUGAUAAAUGAUAGCCAACCCACGCCGAACAAUCAAUCCACACCGAUUGAUUCAAAUUCGUGGAACAAUCGAAAUGCGUGGGAAGUAUCACAAAUAAUCUGCAAAAGUGCUGGACUGAAGCUUUCGUAUUCCGCAAUAGAAUUAGAAAGUGAUGAGCCAAAGCUUCCGUGUUCCGCAAUAGAAUUAGCACACGCGUACGAUCCUCUUGAAGUUGACUUGGAAUCUAGUUUCGUUCACUUGUUAAGCAACGCAUCACGCGGGUCCGGGGAUAUCCACGAAUCAAAAGUGCCCGCUUUGGGGACACCUUUACAUGCCGCAGCUUUGGGAUCGCAUAUUUCGGAGAGGACUACCAUGCUCCUGCUUGCGGCAGAGAUAAAUCCAAACACUCCGGGGGGAGAGUGGCGUUAUCCACUACUUGCCGCUGCUCGUUUGAAUCGACCAGAAAUUUGCAAAUUGUUGUACGAGGCCGGUGCCGAACUACAAGCUGGGAGGGGCAUGUGGAAUGAAACCGCAUUGCACAUCGCCUGUGAACACGGUCAUGUGGAAGUAUGUAAAUUUCUCUUAGACGAAGGAUUUGACAUUGAACAUCGUGGAUCUUCUGAUGGUUUGGGAACACCAUUAUUGGUGGCUUCGAAACACAGAAAAUUGGAAGUGGUGAAGAUAUUAUUGGCGUCGGGUGCAGACACUGAGGCGGAACAUGAUACGUACACAGCAUUGCAGUAUGCAUCAGCGUCUCACGAUUUGCAAAUAUGCAAACUACUCCUAGAUUCCGGUUGUGAUGUGAAUCACAAUACUAAAAUUGUGGAUCGCACAACUAAACAAAUAGUGGGCGAGUAUUCUCCACUUCAUCGGGCCUUUGAAUUUUUUUGGGAAGUUGACCUUUUUGUUGAGAACGAUAACGACCCAUGUCCAACAAUCAAGCUCUUGCUGCAAUACGGCGCCGAUAUACAUGCCAGAGAGAAACCUUAUCUGAAAAAUGGUUAUAGGGCUACCGCAAUUCAUCUCUGCUUAGAUUAUUACGAAUUCCUGUUUUUCGCUCCUGUUUACGUCGACUUCGAAUCUAUAUUUGACUAUGCUAUAGAUAUGCUAUUAGACGCAGGUGCUGGAAAUGGGCCAGAUGGGGCGGAACUACUUUCAAUCCUGAAAGAAAAAUGGUCCACGUUAGACGGGGAACGAAGAAGUCAAGUCCGCCUCUAUGAAAUGAAAGGGCCUGAUGAAGAAGAUUUAAAUAAAUAUGAAAAAAUGGUUGAGCCGUGGAAUAAAGCUGUUGACUUGUACUGUGAAACACAUAACCGGAUAUACAAGCAGCAGGAGAAAGAACGAGAGAUGCUAAGGAAGGGAGCUUCUGUAAAAGACACUGAGGAACGACAAAUCAAUUUAGACGAUGAGGGAACUGCUAAUGGAGAGAUACGCAAGCGAAGUAUCUAA